AUGGCACUGAGCGGGAGACACCUGAGGGUGGGCGCCGACAUCUGGGUGCCGUGGGUCGACCUACGCCGACAGAAGGACGGGUCCCUCGGCGCCUCCGGGGUCGCCGCCGCCUUCUUCGACAUCAUCGCCGCUAAGCUUAACUUCUCGUACACCUUAGUGAUGCCCGAGGACAGGGAGUGGGGGCGGGGACUUCCAAACGGCUCCUUUACUGGCAUGAUCGGGAUGUGUCAGCGGGAGGAAGUGGACAUGGCACUGGGGCCCUUCGGAGUGACGUGGGAGCGUGCCCAGGUUGUGGACUUCUCAUCCACGCUUUACGUCGACGGCUUUGGGAUUUUCCUGCCGCGGCCACGUCAGGAGAGAGACUUAGCUGGCUUCACCAACCCUCUCGCUUGGCAGUUGUACGCAAUUAUCUGGCAGAAAGAACCUGAAGACUGUCUCCAUGGAAUCGAAUCGUCACAUUUUAUAUAUCCCCUCAGGUAUGGGCAUCUCUUGGGGCCAUCCUUCCUCUUUACACUCGCCCUAGGCAUUGUUAUGAACUGGUUAGCCAGACGAUGCUUCAGGGCAACGGAUGACGCUGCUGUGGACGAUCAGGGCGAUGUUGUUUUACGCCCCCUCUGGGUCGUGCAGGCUUUGCUCAUUGAAUCCAUCGAGAAGCUACCGAGUCGCUCCAGCAGCCGCGCCCUCCUCGCCGCUUGGCUCCUGGCCGGGCUCAUCCUCAGUUCGGCGUACAGGGGCGUGCUCACCUCCCUGCUCGCCGUGCCCAGGGUGACCGUGCCCGUCGACUCGCUCGAGGAUCUGGUCAGCUACGGCAAGAUCCCCUGGGCUAACGAGAAGGGCACGUCGCUGCACCAGCUCUUUGGGGCCAAAAAGUAUAUGGACGCCACUUCGGGCUUGUACAAGACGAUCCACGACAAAGGGACGCUGGUCGUGAAUGCGUACGAGGCGAGAGAGAGGAUCAAGAGGGAACGCAUGGCUGUCCUGUGUGAUUUCUUCACCAUGAGGAAGAUUAUGAGUGACGACUUCACACAAACGGGCGCAUGCAACUACUACAUCGCUGCAGACCCCAUCAAGAUGGCAGCGCUGGUGGAGUCUGGCAUGGUCAGCCGCAGCGUCCUGGCACUGACCUCGAAUGCCACAGCUUGCCUGGUGGCUCCGGGGAAGGAGGAGGGAGCCAAAGGGUCACUGGUGUUCACCUUGAUUGACCUCGCCGGCGCCUUUUUGCUUCUUGCUGGAGGCGAGUUUAAGGACUGGGUUCGAGGUCUGCUGUUGGCCGCCGCAGUACUCUUGGCCGAGAAACUCAAAGGCUCUGCCUGCAAAAUGUAG
This is a messenger RNA of Penaeus monodon (black tiger shrimp), 1323 nucleotides long. RefSeq names its product probable glutamate receptor. Lineage: Eukaryota; Metazoa; Arthropoda; Malacostraca; Decapoda; Penaeidae. The record is from RefSeq and is a predicted model, not a curated record. Gene Ontology annotation, cellular component: membrane. Bases 1 to 1323 code for a protein of 440 amino acids. The transcript has 10 exons. Gene Ontology annotation, molecular function: glutamate-gated receptor activity.